AUGUCCACAAAGACGGAGAGAAGCACAACUGCUGUCACAAAGCCGACAGAUGAUCUAAACUUGAGGGCAAAUGGGCGUUUGGCCGGGGCUUCACUGGACAUCCUGUCGAUCUCCAAGGGCCCUACCGAGCCGGGUGAGGUAAAGGCCAAGCUAACUACUGCGCUGCGUUCCAUCGAUUGUGUGCUGCGGCUGCCUCAAGUCACCGGAAUAACGCUACUGGAAAGCUUUAGCGCUCGAAAAAGUGACCAC
Molecule: messenger RNA, 249 nt
Organism: Acaulospora colombiana
Lineage: Eukaryota; Fungi; Glomeromycota; Glomeromycetes; Diversisporales; Acaulosporaceae
Source: the annotation of a GenBank genome assembly